Messenger RNA from Vavraia culicis subsp. floridensis, 423 nucleotides. RefSeq lists its product as uncharacterized. The record is from RefSeq and is a predicted model, not a curated record. The transcript has a single exon. NCBI's taxonomy places the organism in Eukaryota, Fungi, Microsporidia, Pleistophoridae. The coding region runs from base 1 to 423 and encodes 140 amino acids.
AUGCCUAUGAAAAUAUUUAGUCUGCACAGAUUCAUAGCUACGGUUCACCACAAAGGACUUAAAAAUGAAGCAAUGCUGCUCACACAGCUUUAUAGGUCAUUUCUUACUCCUCACGCACGAGCAUGUACCGUAGUAUUGCCGAUGGUGAUUUUAACAGGCAACACUUCUUGUUUGAAGUGCUCAACUGUUCCUCAUACCGUCAGUCGAUCAAAAUAUUUUAAGGGUCUGACACGUCCUCGUUCUGGUCUACCUCGUCACUGUCAGGGGAGAGAAAGAACGUAUUUCUCCACUAACGGUACAUCUAUCCAUCUCCUUGUACAACAACACGACUUGUGCAGUACUGCUAUCAAUGCACUGACACAAACGAUGCGAUCGGCACUUUUUUUUCGAUUUUCUGGCACAUUUGUUAAUUUAUUUUGUUAA